This is a messenger RNA of Loa loa (African eye worm), 1411 nucleotides long. RefSeq lists its product as hypothetical. Gene Ontology annotation, biological process: lipid metabolic process. Lineage: Eukaryota; Metazoa; Nematoda; Chromadorea; Rhabditida; Onchocercidae. The record is from RefSeq and is a predicted model, not a curated record. The transcript has 2 exons. The coding region runs from base 44 to 1021 and encodes 325 amino acids. Gene Ontology annotation, molecular function: phosphoric diester hydrolase activity.
UUGUAGAGAUGUGUUGAAAAAGUUCACUUGGUUUCGUAAAAAAAUGAAAAAGUCAUUAGAAACCGAUGGAAUGCGAUGUAAUGGUGAAUACUGGAUGAGUAAUUUGCCUCAGGAAGUUACUGAGAGACCCCUUGUUUGUGUUGCUAUACCAGGAUCGCAUGAUUCGUUCACACAAUUAUUGUUUGACAAAUAUCCCGUAGCAAAUGAUGAAGGUCGUUUUAUCCGAGAAAUUGGCCGAUUCCGGAUGGUUCGACGCUUCAUCCGACGAUGGGCCACAACACAACGAUAUUCAGUGGUUAAGCAACUUUAUGCCGGUAUACGUUACUUCGAUAUUAGACUCACAGUACCAUUAUCUGCUAAAUUAUGUGGAGUACGUGUUCUGCAUGCCCUUUAUGGUAGUCCUAUAGAACAACUUCUCUUACUUAUAAAUAAUUUUUUGGAUAGUCAUGUAAGAGAAAUUGUCAUUCUUGAUUUUAAUCAUUUGUAUAAUUUUAACAGCAGUGAGUAUAUUAAGUUUUUGGAAAUGGUGGAAAAUGUGUUUGGUCGGAAAUUAUGCUUACGAGAAGAUGUAACUAAGAUAAGCCUAGCUAACAUGUGGCAGUCGGGUUAUCAAGUGAUAGCUAUAUCAGUAACGGAAACAGCAGCUCAUCAAACUACUCCCUGGAUAUGGGAUUCCAGUUGUAUUCUUAGUCCAUAUGCUAAUGUGAAUCGAAAUAGUAAAUUAUUUAAAUUUCUCAAUCGAACGAUACGAGAUCAAAGACGAGGUCCUAGGAAUGUGUUCUUUGUAACGCAAGCAAUUUUGACAGUUAAAUGGUUUGAUAUCUUCAUGCAUCCAUUUUCCACUCUUGAAAAAAAAUACGCUUUGAAAUGUACGGAAGAAGCUAUUUCCUGGAUUACCACUUUCGAUGAACCUUCUUAUUUCAAUAUUAUCAUCUGUGAUUUUAUUGAUCGCUUCGAUUUUUGUAAUGUUGUUUUCUCGCUCAACAUAUCCUCCAGCAAAGAUGUUCCUAAUAGUAAUUGAUCACAUGAGUUGUCUAUAUGUACAUUUAUUUGUAUGUAGAAAAUACCUGAUAUGCAGAAGGUAUCUGAUGAUACGUCUGCUUAUCCUAGUUUGUGCAGAUGUCUUGAUUUCGCUUUAUUUCUUCCUUUCCAAAAAAUUUUUCCUUUAUGUAUAUAUCCAUGGUGUAAGUGUUACUGGUUCUAAUUUGAAGGGUUUAAAGUCUUUUUGUCAUGCGUAAAUCCCAUAUCAUUAGGAAUUAUAUCAAUGUGAAAGAAGCAUGGUGAUUGCACUUGUUAUUUUUGAUUAUUCCUCAUUUUAUGGUCAAAUCUGAAGUCUUUUAAGUGAAUUGUUGUUAAACACUCCUGACAAUUGAAAGUGUUUAGAGUGUUUAGUGGUGAUUUGACAUACUGG